Molecule: messenger RNA, 6067 nt
Organism: Rhineura floridana
Lineage: Eukaryota; Metazoa; Chordata; Lepidosauria; Squamata; Rhineuridae
Product: zinc finger protein ZFP2-like
Exons: 5
Coding region: 824-2836 (670 amino acids)
Cellular component (GO): nucleus
Source: RefSeq, a predicted model, not a curated record
GGAGGCCGAUUCGGCAUGGAGGGGAAGGGGAAACGCUAAAGGUGCAACAUUGGGGGGAAGGGGCGGGUCGAGGAUUCAUUCUUGUUCGUUUAGGCCGGGGAAAGAGAGAAGCCCCCGCCGGCCGGCAUCAUGCGGGUGGGCUGAAUCUGUCCAAGCCCAGCUGCAAAGAGCGGCGCAAACGACCUGGGAAGCUGCCCCGGAGUUCAACGUCAGGCAUGAAGUUUUAAAGUGGGAGGGGGUGAGACCAUCGUGAACGCGCUUCUUUUUCCUGGAUGAGAAAUCAGCUUUGCGAGGUUCCUGCGGCCGGAGAUUCGGCGUGGAGGGGAGGAGGAAACGCUAAAGCAGAAUGUUCAGAAAGCAACUCAUAAGGAGUACCUGAUCUCAAACCGAGAUUGCAAGGAGAUAGACGCUAGCCAGAAAGAAGACAACAGCAGCAGCUUUUCAUUCCUGGUUGACUCAGUCACAGUUCUGACUUCACUCAUUGGCUAAAAACCUGAAGGGACUACUUACAAACUAUGUUGUUGUUAUGUGCCUUCAAGUUGAUUACGACUUAUGGCGACCAAGACUGUCUUAGAGCUGGCUGUGAGGGCCUGCACCCGGUGUCAGGCCAAGAAGAUAGUAAACUAGGGUUGCUGCUGGUAUACCAUCCACCCUGCUGCCUAGCAACUUCUCUGACCAAGCUGGGGAGGCCAUCAUAGCUGUGGUAUUGGAGGCAGCUUACAAAGAAAAAUAAACACAGAGGCUGGUGUCCCUUGCUGUGUAUUUCCCCAAGGGGGAGUGAGACCUCCCGGAUCCAGGCCAAAGAGCUCUGUCCAAAGAAGUCAUGUGGGAGAAUUAUGAGAAUGUGGCCUGUCUGGCAGAUGAUGCGAAGGAUAAUGAGCGUUAUAAUGAGCCAUCUGAGGAGUCAUCAAAAACAGUCAAGCUUGAAGUAGGAAAAGAGACAUUUGGAAAUCUUAGGGGAUCAGAAAGACAGGACAGAACCCAGUCAAAGAUUUGGAUGACAAAAUACUCUGCAUCUCUGUGUUCAGACCUCCAUGAACUUCCACAAGGUCCCAAAAGAAAGAAAAUGAAAGAGUGUCCAGUGUGUGGGAAAAUAUUAAGUGACAAAUCAACACUAGAUAAUCAUUGGAGAACCCACACAGGAGAGAAACCAUAUACAUGCACGGAAUGUGGAAAGUGCUUCAGCCAGUGUGCAAACCUAAAUGCACAUCUAAGAACCCACACAGGAGAGAAACCAUAUAAAUGUAUGGUAUGUGGAAAGUGCUUUACUGGUAGUGGAAAUCUGUCUUUACAUGUAAGAACUCACACAGGGGAGAAACCAUAUAAAUGCAUGGAGUGUGGAAAGUGCUUCAGCAAUAGUUCAGCCCUUAAUACGCAUCAAAGAACCCACAGAGAGGAGAAACCAUAUAAAUGUAUGGAAUGUGGAAAGUGCUUCAGCCAGACUGCAAACCUUCAUGGACAUCAAAGAAUCCACACAGGGGAGAAACCAUAUAAAUGUAUGGUGUGUGGAAAGUGCUUUAGUGGUAGUGGAAGUCUGUCUUCACAUGAAAGAACCCACACAGGGGAGAAACCAUAUAAAUGCAUGGAAUGUGGAAAGUGCUUCAGCCAGAAUGCAAAUCUUCAUGCACAUCAAAGAACCCACACAGGGGAGAAACCAUUUAAAUGUAUGGAAUGUGGAAAGUGUUUUGGCCAGAGUGCAAGCCUUAUUGUACAUCAAAUAACCCACACAGGAGAGAAACCAUCUAAAUGUAUGGAGUGUGGAAAGUGUUUUAGUGGUAGCAGAAGUCUGUCUUUACAUCAAAAAACCCACACUGGGGUAAGACCAUAUAAAUGCAUGGAGUGUGGAAAGAGCUUCUUUGUGAGCAAUCACCUUAUUGCACAUCAAAGAACCCAUACAGGGGAUAAACCAUAUAAAUGUAUGGAGUGUGGAAAGUGCUUCAGCCAGUGUGCAAACCUAAAUGCACAUCAAAGAACCCACAGAGGAGAGAAACCAUAUAAAUGUAUGGAGUGUGGAAAGUGCUUUACUGGUAGUGGAAAUCUGUCUUUACAUGUAAGAACUCACACAGGGGAGAAACCAUAUAAAUGCAUGGAGUGUGGAAAGUGCUUCAGCAAUAGUUCAGCCCUUAACACGCAUCAAAGAACCCACAGAGAGGAGAAACCAUAUAAAUGUAUGGAAUGUGGGAAGUGCUUCAGCCAGAGUGCAAACCUUACUGCACAUCAAAGAACCCACACAGGGGAGAAACCUUAUAAAUGCAUGGAAUGUGGAAAGUGCUUCAGCCAGAGUACUUGCCUCAAUAUACAUCACAGGACUCACACAGAGGAGAAACCAUAUAAUUGUCUAGUGUGUGGGAAGUGCUUUCAUGACAGUAGAAGCCUUACUAAACAUCAAAGAACCCACACAGGGGAGAAACCAAAGAAAUGCAUGGAGUGUGGAAAGUGCUUCAGCCAGAGUGCAAAUCUUAAUACACAUCAAAGAACCCACACAGGGGAGAAACCAUAUAAAUGCAUGGACUGUGGAAAGAGAUUCCUCAGUAAUCAAAAACUUACUUCACAUGAAAGAAUACACACUGGGGAGAAACCAUAUAAAUGCAUGGAGUGUGGAAAGUGCUUCAGCCAGAGUGCAAACCUUAAUACGCAUCAAAGAACCCACAGAAAGGGGAAACCAUAUAAUUGCAUGGAAUGUGGAAAGUGCUUCAGCCAGAGUAUUUGUCUCAAUAUACAUCCCAGAACUCAAACAGAGGAGAAACCUUAUCAUUGUCUAGUGUGUGGGAAGUGCUUUCAUGAUACUGGCAGCCUUACUAAGCAUCAAAGAACCCACACAGGGGAGAAACCAUAAAAUGCAUGGACUGUGGAAAGAGAUUCAUCAGUAAUUAAAAACUUCACAUCAAAGAAUACACACUGGGGAGAAACCAUAUAAAUGUAUGGUGUGUGGAAACUGCUUCAGUCGGAUUGCCCAUGUUAAUAGACAUUAGAGAACUCACACAGAUGAGAAACCAUAUAAAUGUUUAGUGUGUGGGAAAUGCUUCCAUAAUAGCGGGAAUCUUACUAAACAUGAAAGAACUCACACAGGGGAAACCACAUAAAUGUAUGGAAUGUGGAAAAAGGUUCAGGGUGAACAGUAACCUUACUAAACAUCAAAGAACCCACACGGGAGAAACCAUUUAAAUGUAUGGAAUGUGGGAAGUGCUGUAGCCAGAGUGCAAAUCUUAGAAAACAUCAAAGAACCCACACGGGAUAAACCUUACUAAACAUCAAAGAAUCCACACACGGGAGAAACAAAAUGUAUGGAAUGUGGAAAGUGCUCUAUACAGACUGGAAACAUUACUAAACAUCAAAGAACACAAACAGGAAGGAAUCCAUAUGAAUGUAUGGAGUGUGGAAAGGGCUUCAGACAGCAUUAACAUCGUACUUUACAUGAAAGACCCCACCCAUGGGAACAAGUGUGCAAUUACAUGGAAUACAGAAAGAACUUCAGUGCCAGCCAGAGUCUUACCUACACCAGAGAAACCAUUUGAAUAUAUGGAAUGAGGAAAGAGCUUCAACUCUAGCGGAAUCCUGAAUAUACAUAAAAGAACCCAUACAGGCAGAAGCCAUUGAAAUGCACCGAGUUUGGGAAGAGCUUCAAUGUGAGCAGUAUUCUUACUUUGCAUCAAAUAAUCCACACAGGAGAGAAACCUUAUAAGUGCAUGGAGUGUGGAAAGAGCGUCAGGUCUAGUGGAAACCUUAACUUACAUAAAAGAACCCAUAUAGGGGAGAAACUAUUUAAAUGCCUAAUGUGUGGAAAGCGCUUCCAAGAUGGUGGAAUCCUUAAUAAACAUCAAGGAAUGCACGCAGGGGAGAAGCCAAAUAAAUCCAUGGAAUGUGGAAAGGGCUUCCGUAAAAAUAGCAAUUUUGCUUAACAUCGAAGAACCCACACAGGAGAGAAAUUAUAAAUGCAUGGAGUGUGGGAAGAGCUUCAUCAGUAGUAGAAAACUUACUUCACAUCAAAGAACCCACAGGGGAGAAAACAUUUAAAUGCAUAGUAUGUAGAAAGAGCUUUAGUGUGAACAGCACCCUCACUUUACAUCAAACGAUUCUAUAUAUAAAUGUAUGAAAUUAAGGACAAGCUUCAUACAUGACUAAAACCUUUCUUGACCUCAAAAAGUUCAGAUGGGAGUGACCAUAGAAAUACCUUCACUGAACUGGUGCUCUCCAUAUCUUGUUGGCUUCUCUAAUACGGCUUAGUACAAAUCAAAGGAACCACAUUGGGGAGAAACAGUUUAAAUGUAUGGAUUCUGGAAGAAGCUUCCGCACAGCUGUUUCUCAAAAUGAGAAAAACCCACACAAGAAAAACUGUAUAAAUGUAUGCAAUCAGAAAGAUUUAGAUGGGGUAAAUUCUUUUUUUACAUGAAAGAACCCACACAGAAGAGAAAUUAUUGAAAUACAUAGGCUGUAAGAAAAGAGUUGCUACGCAGGAAAGAACCUACAUAAGGAAGAUACCAUAUAAAUGCAUGGUGUGUGAAAAGAGUUUCAGUCAUUGGAAUAAUCAAAGAAUCUACAUAAGAAACAAACCUUUGAAAUACACAUGGUGCAGAAACUACCUGAAUCAACACAUAAAUCUUACUAGAUAUCAGAGAACCUACACAGAAGAGAAGAGCAGGCUUUGAAAUUUUCCUAAGAAUCAGAGAAUUUACAAGAAGCGUAGAUUAAAUUAGCAGAAGACUCUAGGUCUGGGCAGAUUUGAGAAAGACAGCACAGACUAAUUGUACGUUACAGUGAUUAAUGGAGAAGAAAUUAGAAUAGCAAGUGAGAAAACCAAGUUGUGGUGCAGCAAUUUUAAGGAUUCCUUGAUGAAACAGAUUAUCCUGAUCCAUUCCAAUCUGGAUUCUGGCCUGGCUGUGUGACUGAAUUGGCCUUGGUUGCACUAAUGGGUGGCCUUUAUUGGGAGAAGGUGGAGUAUGACCCUGCUAUUCUUGGUUGAUCUCUCAGCGGCUUUUGAUACUAUUCACCAUGGUAGCCUUCUGAACAGACUUGGUUAGAUGGGUAUCAGAGGAAUUGUGUUACUGUGGUUUCAAUCCUACCUGCAAUGUUGGUUUCAGAUAAUAGCAUUGAGUGAUAUCUUUCAGCCCCCUGGCAGUUGUGCUGCAGGGUGCCGCAAGAUACCAACUUAUCUCCAAAGCUGUUUAACAUCUAUAUGAAGCCGUUGGGAGUGGUCAUCAGGAGACUUGGGCAAGGGGUCAGCAGUAAGCUGAUGAUACCCAGUUCUAUUUCUAAGUAACAUUGGAAUCGGGAGAGGCUGUGCAAGCCUUGGACCAGAGCCUGGACUCUGUGGUUGGUUGGAUGAGGAUCAAUAAAUUGAGUUUGAAUCAUAGCAAGAAGGAGAUGCUGUGGGUCGAUGGUUCCCAAUCCAGAUAAUUGGUCACUUGCCUACUUUGGAUGGGGUCAUACCCCUUCUGAGAGAGAUUCAUAGUCUGGGGUUGCUCCUGGAUCCAUCUUUGUCAUUAGUGGCCCAGGUGACUUCAGUGGCUAUGAGUGCCUUUUACCAGGAUCGGCUGGUAAGACAGCUGCGGCUGUUUCUGGACUGGGAUAGCCUGACCACUGUUGUCAAUACACUGGUAACCUCCAAGCUGGAUUAAUGUAAUACAUUAUGUGUGGGGCUGCUGUUGAGGUUGGUCCAGAAGCUGCAGCUGAUGCAAAAUAUGGUGGCAUGGCUGCUCACUGGGGCAGGAUAUUGCCAUAUUACCUCACUGCUAAAAGGAUUGCACUGGCUGCCCAUCAGCUACCAGGCAUAGUACAAGGUUUUGGUUUUGGUGUAUAAAGCCCUAUACAGCUUGGGACGAGGAUACCUGAAAGAUCGUCUUACCCUUUAUAUGCCCAGCUGAUCAGUGUGCUUUGCAGGUGAGGGCCUCCUGUAGAUACCCUCUUAUCAAGAGGUCCAUUCUGCACAACAUAGGAAGCGGGCCUUUAGUGUAGUGACACCUAUCCUUUGGAAUUCCCUCCCCUUAAAUAUUAGACAGGCACCGUCUCUGUUGUCUUUUCAGCGCUUUCAACAAGCCUUUUCAGUAGAGACCUUAUCCCAUUCUGCAUU